This is a messenger RNA of Marchantia polymorpha subsp. ruderalis, 1690 nucleotides long. Lineage: Eukaryota; Viridiplantae; Streptophyta; Marchantiopsida; Marchantiales; Marchantiaceae. The record is from the annotation of a GenBank genome assembly.
ACAGAACCUCCAACGUGUCCCCUGAGUCGAGCGAGUCCAAGCAUGUCAGCAAACCUGUGGCGGUGAAAGUGAUCUUUAUCUAAAAUUCCGACUCCUCAGCAAACUUACGAAGACAAACAAUCCCAAAAGAUCAACGGAGAGACAGAAUUCUGGAACAAUUUCGAAUACGAGGAUACAGUGGACUCAAAACUCCAGUUUCACCAAAUAGAUCCUGAUGACGAGCUCUGCGUUCCAGCAAAUUUUCUCCCCUGCUCGUCUCGGGACAUUAUAGAAGCAUGAGAUGGUUGAGAAUGCGAUAUCGAACUCUGGUGCAGGAGACAUCGCCUCUGCUGCAGAUCGAGAGCCGAAAUUCAUCUUCAGAAUCCAACUCUACAAGGUGAAAUUCUGUUAAGAGGUGAGUGAAUGGAUAGCAGUUGAAAGUAAUGGAGGGAGAAAUUGCGGAAGCGGGCAAUUCGCCCGCAGAUGAAGAACAUAUCCAGAUCCAGGAGAGCUCGUUGCGUGCGCACGUACUAGUUAUCCCUUUGAGUAUAAUCUAGGUUUCGCAUGUCACCUCGGCCGUGUUGCUGUCAGCCAAGCUCGCCAAGCAAGACAUCACUGUCACAAUCUUCACGGACCGAUACAUGCUGCCACACAUCCACUCGCUUCAUUCGCCCGAAGCGCUGCAAAGUCUCGACAUUCGGUUGGCCAUUAUGGACCACGAUGAGUCGGAACGUGAGUUGCAUGAAGACUGGGGCAGACCAUUUAAAGACUCGUACGCCGUGAUGCGAGCUGCAGAACCUUACUCUCAAAAUAUGGCCUCUGCCCGAUCCUCAGGAGCUGCCGGCCUACCCACAUGCGUCAUAGCAGACAUGUUCUGUCUUUGGGCUCAGAUUCUAUUCGAUGGCAUCUCGAUAGGAUACACAUCAAAAUUUGGAAGAAAAAGAGAAUCCGCACUUGUGUGUGAAUCCGCAUUUGUGCUCUCACAGGUUCCUAAAGUGUUCACGAUUGGGCCGCUUGCAGCAGCAAGAACUGAAGCCGCUGCGCGAGAGGGAGAAAGAGAGGAAUGUUUGGAGUGGCUGGACCGUCAGCUUGUCUCCUCUGUAGUAUACAUCUGCUAUGGUAGCAUGGCAAAGUGGACACCGGAAAGUCUUCGUGAAUUAGCCCUUGCACCGGAGGCAAGCCAAUGCCGAUUUCUAUGGUUUCUUUACCAGGAGAGCGGUGAUGAUUUGGUUCUUGCACUUCCAGCACAAUUCCUGGAACGAGUGGGCGAAUGUGGCAAGGUAGUCACUUACUGGGUACCUCAAGUUCAGAUUAUUCAACAUCAAGCUCUCAUAUGCAAAGUAUAUUGGGAGGAGUGCCCAUGCUGUGUCUGCCCUUUAGAGUUGAGCAGAACCUUGAUCAAGGUCAUCAUCGACAGGAUACUUACCAUUCUAUUUUCGUUGAUAGAUACAACGAAGAUAGAACGGACAACGAAUAUAGAACGGAAAGUAUCCUGUCGAUGAUAAACUUGCGGGUGUGUUCUUAUCAACCUCGUCUACAAUGUGUUCCACGCAUUGUUUGCAAUUGACAGACUCAGCUCCCAAUAUUUUAGAAUAUGCAUUGGGUCCUGGAUCUUAAGGACGAGCUUGAACUGAAAUUCCGUCAUCUAUUAAGAACAAAAGCUUCUGCAACAACAAGUGCAAGCAGAACAUGUCAGCCGAAAUUUCAAUAU